Messenger RNA from Cynoglossus semilaevis (tongue sole), 628 nucleotides. It is a transcript of the gene ndufa13, whose product is annotated as NADH:ubiquinone oxidoreductase subunit A13. The transcript is spliced from 5 exons. The record is from RefSeq and is a predicted model, not a curated record. Lineage: Eukaryota; Metazoa; Chordata; Actinopteri; Pleuronectiformes; Cynoglossidae. The coding region runs from base 74 to 508 and encodes 144 amino acids. Gene Ontology annotation, cellular component: respiratory chain complex I.
AGCAAUUUGCAAGAGUGAAGAAGAGGUCUCAUUUGACGUCAGCACCGUGCGUUUUCGAGGAAACUGAAGCAAGAUGGCGGGGGCCAAGGUGAAGCAGGACAUGGCUCCUUCGGGAGGAUACGCUUCUAUUGAUUACAAGAGAAGUCUUACGAAAAGAGGAAUCUCUGGAUACACCAGGUUUGGUAUAGGCCUUGGUCUCAUGAUUCUUGGUAGCUGGAAAUUUGUACAGAUGAAUAGAGAAAGAAGGCGCCGCUAUAUUGAGGAGCUGGAAGCAAGAAUCGCCUUGAUGCCUCUUAUGCAGGCAGAACACGAUCGGAGGAAUUUGAGAAUUAUGAGGGAAAAUCUAGAAGAGGAGGCAAUCAUCAUGAAAGAUGUUCCAGGCUGGACGGUGGGGGAGAAACUUUUCAACACCGAUCGCUGGGUUCCCCCUUCGGGUUGGGAGCUCUAUUACCUCCGGCCAUCCGAAGACUCCAAUAAGAAUAAGUUCGGGUUCUUGGGCCCACUCUAAGUACCGUGAAAAUGAAAGAUUCUGAGCUUCAACUUCUUUCUCACCUUGUUUGAUGUGGUCCUGGUUGCUGAUUUAAUUAAACUUGUGAAUAAUGUUCAUUAUUAAAACUAUUUACCCUGA